Rubroshorea leprosula is the source of this 1394-nucleotide messenger RNA. NCBI's taxonomy places the organism in Eukaryota, Viridiplantae, Streptophyta, Magnoliopsida, Malvales, Dipterocarpaceae. The record is from the annotation of a GenBank genome assembly.
GGGCUAGUUGUGUGAGAGGCUGGUCUUUUUCGCUUCGUUUCUUCUUUGCAUCUUUAUAGCAGUAAACACCCUUGGCAGCAUGCUUGGAAAUCUGUGACAGCAACUUGACAAUCAACGGUAGCAUGAAAUCUGAAACAAACUGAUUAUUCUGUUGAUUCUGCCAAUUAUUCUCCUGGAAGUUCGCAACAAACCAACAACCUUACUGCAGUUGUGGAAAUAACCACUCAAUCUUAUCCAGAGAUUUACUCCAACAACUUUCAACUAUGAAAUAUCUGCCAACAUGGAUGACACAUGAGGCAUAAUGACUGGAAUAGCCUUACAUAUGAAUGCCUUUAUUGGUGGUUAUGCUUCAACGAAAAUAGUCAAAGCCAUAGGGGUAGUACAGUCAUUCAAGAUAUACGGCAUUGUUGUUCGAAUUGGAGUGGUGAACUGAAGAUAACAUCUCAAGUUCUGAAUUCCUCAUCUCUGGUUUUUCCAAGAUUUUCUUGUCUCUCAAACAAAUUAUGUUUGGAUAGAAAAUCUUGGAUUGGUUAACAAAGACAUGGCAGCUACCCUGAUUUUCCCUUCUCUUGCCUCUACCCCUUUCUUGAAUAUUAAGAACUCCAGGCUAUGCUGCUUUGCUUCAUCUCAUACCUCCCCAAAAUCAAAAUUGAGAACCUCCAAGAUCAGAGCUCUCAAAGAAGAAACAGAGCAAGUUACAAACCCAUCUUCAUCUUCAUCUUCUUCUUCUUCUGCUGAGGAGAUUACAAAGAAAUAUGGUCUUGAAGCUGGUCUCUGGAAGAUAUUCAGGUCCAAGGAGGAAGGAAAGGAAGAAGGUGAGAAAAAGAAGUCAAAGGGAGACCAAGCCAAGGAGCUGCUAGCCAAAUAUGGAGGAGCAUACCUGGCCACUUCCAUUACUCUCUCCUUGAUCUCAUUCGCACUUUGCUAUGCAUUAAUUAGCGCCGGAGUUGAUGUUCAAGCAUUGCUGCAAAAGGUUGGAAUUUCGGCGAAUGAGACCGAGGAGAAAGUUGGGACAUUUGCUUUGGCAUAUGCCGCACACAAGGCUGCAUCUCCGAUAAGGUUCCCUCCAACUGUGGCACUUACUCCCAUUGUUGCAAGUUGGAUAGGAAAGAAGGUUGAGAAAGAAAAGUAGAUUGUCUGGAGACUUCCAACUUCAUUUCCCUGUUUCACAUAAUUGUAUAACUAUGCUUCCCUUUUCUCUGUGAUAUCUCCACUGGAGAUGAGAAUUUUCGUGUUAGCUCCUGAUCAGUUCCUAAGGAAUGUUUAACAGAUGAAGAGGAGAGAACUUCUUAGAAGCACCUACCAUUUGUUCAGGCAGUAGAACUAAUUAGCUUCUAUAAUUCUAGUACCAAACUUUGCAUAAUGUAGUCGAUAGAUAAAGUACAUCAUCUCAU